Molecule: messenger RNA, 891 nt
Organism: Procambarus clarkii (red swamp crayfish)
Lineage: Eukaryota; Metazoa; Arthropoda; Malacostraca; Decapoda; Cambaridae
Product: probable serine/threonine-protein kinase DDB_G0271682
Biological process (GO): signal transduction; protein phosphorylation
Cellular component (GO): cytoplasm
Molecular function (GO): ATP binding; protein kinase activity
Source: RefSeq, a predicted model, not a curated record
AUGGAGCAGUUUAACGGAGAAGUCGCUAGUCGCUUGCUAAGACACAGGAGAAAAUUCAUCGGCUCUGGGGCGUAUGGAGUAGUUGCUUUAGUGGAGUGGCGGAGAGAGCCUGUAGCUCUUAAAAUAUCGAGGUCUUCUUUGUUUUCCAAAUCUUUCAGCAGGGAAGCCGACAUUUUGGCGUUACUGAAGGGUGCAGGUGGCGCGCCCUUGCUGCUGGGUGUGGCAGUUAAUCCUUUCGCUCUCCUGAUCACCUACAAGGGUAGUCAGACACUUCAGAAUUUGUUUAACGACCCAGAAUACAACUUAAUCGACCUCGGAUUACAGGUUGGGAGAAAAUUACUUGAAAUCCACAAGGCGGGUAUCGUACAUAACGAUAUUAAGGGUAGUAAUAUUAUGGUCCAAGGCCCGCCUCAUAAUCCAGAAAUCAGUAUAAUUGAUUUUGGAAUGGCCUGCAAGACAGAUGAAAGCGUCUUGCUGUUUGGGGAUCCAAAUGUUAGCACGAUACACGCCCCCGAAAUGAUUGAGCGAGGAUGUAGUAGCUUUGCGUCUGAUGUUUUCUCCUACGGUGUACUGAUGUUGCAGAUCCUGAACGCGUCGCCCACGACUAUGACUCUCCCAUUGACAAACCCAUCAAUAGGAGAGGUAAUAGAGGAAGCUAUGCACCCCAACCCUCAGUGUCGUCCCUCACUCCCUGAUCUUCUGCGUCGUCUACAGGAGAACAUGAACAAAAACUCUUCAUCAGAGCUACAGGAUGGUGUCGACCUUCAACGCAAUAUGGAUGGAAAUCAACACCCUGCUCAGCGCUGUGGGACUCCUGGUACACAGAUGGGCACUCCUCACAAGGUCAUGAAACAAAGCCAACGUCUAAAUAAGAACUGCGUUCUUAUCUAG